AUGUCUCCCUUGGCAGUCUCUACUAAGAAGGUUGACAUCGUCGAUAUCCGUCAGAAUGACGUGGGUUUUUCUCUCACCAACGAUAUCCACGGAGGGAUCGACCCUCCCGCAGGGGUCAGACGUUCUAUGCCCACAAUGCUUCUAUAUGAUACUAAGGGUCUCAACCUCUUCGAGGAGAUCACCUACCUGGACGAGUACUACCCUACUAAUGCGGAAAUCGAGGUGUUGGAGACCCACGCCAAACGGAUUGCGGAGUGGAUCCCAAACAACGGCCAGCUACUCGAGCUAGGUAGCGGAAACCUUCGCAAGAUCGAGAUUCUACUUCGAGAACUCGAGCGCGUAGGAAAACAUGUCGACUACUAUGCCCUGGAUUUGUCGCUCUCGGAACUGCAGCGCACCUUCUCUGAAGUUUCCAUUGAAGGCUAUGCCCACGUUGGCUUUCAUGGCCUUCACGGGACCUACGAUGAUGCCGUCGCUUGGCUCAGGAACCCGGAGAAUAGGAAACGUCCCGCCGUGAUCUUGUCAAUGGGUUCCUCUCUGGGAAAUUUCAAUCGUUCAGAUGCAUCCGUGUUCCUCUCGCAAUUUGCAGAUCUUCUGGGCCCGUCGGAUCUGAUGGUACUAGGGCUUGAUGCCUGUAAGGACCCGGACAAAGUGUACAGAGCCUACAACGAUUCGAAGGGAAUUACAAAGCAAUUCUACGAGAAUGGUCUACUGCAUGCAAACAAGGUUCUUGGAUACGAAGCCUUCAAACUGGCGGAGUGGGACGUGGUAACUGGCUAUAAUGUUGCUGAAGGAUAUCAUGAGGCAUUCUAUUCUCCCAAACAGGAUGUGACCAUCAACAGCGUUUUCAUCCCCCAGGGAGAAAAACUGAUCUUUGAAGAGGCAUACAAAUAUGAUGCACAGGAGCGUGAGCAACUGUGGAAGGAUGCCAGGUUGAUUCAUGGCGCUGAGUUUGGCAACAGCUCUGAUGACUAUCACAUCCAUUUGCUGUCAUCUGCUGCUUUCAGCUUCCCACUUUCUCGUGCCCAGUAUGCAGCCCACCCAAUCCCAAGCCUUCAAGAAUUUCAGUCACUCUGGGCUGCAUGGGAUAUUACCACCAAAGCAAUGGUUCCUCGUGAAGAGCUCCUUUCAAAGCCGAUAAAACUCCGUAACGCAUUGAUUUUCUACCUGGGCCAUAUUCCCACGUUUAUGGGCGGGAAUCCAACGCACCCCAAAUCCUACCAACUGAUUUUUGAGCGCGGAAUAGAUCCCGAUGUGGAUAACCCCGAGAAGUGUCACGCACACAGCGAAAUCCCAGCAGAGUGGCCAGCUCUCAGCGAUAUCCUGGACUACCAAGAAAGGGUCCGAAACAGGGUCAAGUUUAUUCUCGAGAUGGAAGGCCUUGACAACAAUCGAUUGAUGGCUGAAGCCCUUUGGAUCGGAUUCGAGCACGAGGCGAUGCACCUGGAGACGUUCCUCUACAUGUUGCUCCAAAGCGAUAAGACCCUUCCCCCACCUGCUGUUCAAAGACCAGAUUUCGAGAGAAUAUUCCAUGAUGCUAGAAAACAUGCGAAGCCCAACGAGUGGUUUACCAUUCCGGCACAGACCAUGACAAUUGGCCUUGAGGACCAAGAUGACGGGUCUUUGCCCCAAGCUACGUUCGGUUGGGACAACGAAAAGCCUGAGCGGGUAGUGGCUGCUGAGGCAUUCGAGGCACAGGCUCGGCCUAUAACCAAUGGUGAAUAUGCCAAAUUUUUACAAGCCAAACAGUUACGUCGGUGGCCGGCAUCAUGGGCUCUUUCCCAUUGCGACGAAAACUUCCCAAUCUCUUCGGGAGUCAGCCAAAGCAGUCUUCAUGCCUCGAGAGAUUUUAUGUCCAACUUUGCCGUGCGUACUGUGUUUUGUCUGGUUCCACUUGAGCUCGCCCAGGACUGGCCAGUCAUGGCAUCAUAUAAUGAACUGGCUGAAUACGCAGAGUGGAUGGGGUGCAGAAUCCCGACAUUUGAGGAGGUUAAAAGUAUUUAUUUGCAUGCUGAACAACUGCGAAGACCGAACGGCAGUGCGCUCAAUGGCCAUGGCGAACCCGAGCGGUUGAAUGGGGAAAAGAGCUAUCUUAAUGGGAACCGACCUCGUACCCCAGAUCACCAGCCUGUGCAGCCCCCUUCCCGAGGUGCCUUGCCAGUGUUCGUUGACCUCAACGGCUGUAACGUUGGGUUUACGCACUGGCACCCUACCCCAGUCAUCCAGGACGGCAAUCGGCUUGCUGGCCAUGGAGAACUGGGGGGCGUGUGGGAGUGGUGUAGUACAGCACUGACCCCAUAUGAAGGCUUCAAGGCCAUGGAUAUUUACCCAGGAUAUACGGCGGAUUUCUUCGACGGCAAACACAAUAUCGUGCUUGGUGGCUCCUGGGCAACUCAUCCUCGGAUCGCCGGGCGAACGACAGUAGUCAAUUGGUACCAGCACAAUUACCUCUACCCCUGGGCGGGAGCACGUCUCGUACGUGAUCUGUAA
Aspergillus tanneri is the source of this 2490-nucleotide messenger RNA. Its product is annotated as DUF323 domain protein. The record is from RefSeq and is a predicted model, not a curated record. The transcript is spliced from 7 exons. NCBI's taxonomy places the organism in Eukaryota, Fungi, Ascomycota, Eurotiomycetes, Eurotiales, Aspergillaceae. Bases 1 to 2490 code for a protein of 829 amino acids.